CAGGAUAUCCACAAGUUUUACACUGACGACGUCUACCGCGACGCCCCCAACCACCCCGACCGCGUCUACACUCGCCUAGACGUCCGCGAAGCCUUGGAGGUUGCUGAAGGUCUCUGCCACGACAUUGAGCUCGACGACAGAGUCGCGGACCUGACAGAGUCAGACGCCUCCGACCCCGAAGACACGGAGCAGGCCCUCUCCGACUCUGAGCCGUUCGACGUCGGUCUCGAUAGACUGCUGCAUCCUCGGCGGAAAGAGUCCUCCGUGCACGUUGAGGAUCACCGCGAACGCCGCCCUUCGAAGCGAAGACGCGAGAAAACUCUCUCACGCGAGACUCCCGUAUCGAAGAAGAAGCGGAAACGGCGCGAAACGCGGUCGCCGCCAGUCCCAGGAGUCGCGACGCCUGAUUCGAACAACGCGGACACGGGUACAAGCGACUAGAAGCUGUAGCGACUAGCGAGGCAUACGAGGUCCCCAAGAAAUCGGCACAAGGCGACACGGCAGCACAACCGCCCGUCUUCCGCAGCAACGAUGGCGUCUCUCUUCUCCCUCAGGGGGCUAUUCGCCCGCCGUGCCGCGGCUCCCACCGCCCAGCCCACGACCUGCACAUCCGCCACGCGCCUCUUCUCGACGACACCGUCCGUCGCGGCGCGCGCACCGCCCAAGUCCGUGAGCAAAGGUAGCAGCAGCAGCGGCGCCAAGAGCAGCAGCGCCGGCAGGCCCACGCGCAAGAACCGCGGGCCGACGCGGUCGGAGAACCACUCGCGCAUCAAGACACUCCGACAGAACAUGUUCUCGCCCGCACCGCCGCCGCUGCGCAUGGCGCGCCUCCGCUACCUGCGCCACUGGACCAUUCACCGCGCGUGGCAGCUCUUCCGCCGGCAGCAGCACGAGGCGCUGGACCGGGAGCGCCACCGCAUGCACGCGGGCAUGUUCAAUGCGUGCGAGGAGCUGCGCCGCACCGUCGGGCCCGAGGGCCGCGACGAGGGGUACCUGUUUCGCGUGGCCAUGGAGAAGAAGGGCGUCUACGGCAUCGACGGCGUGCCCAUUGAGUAUGCGCGCUUCCAGACGGAUACGCCCGCAAAGGAGGCUUGGAACCACGACUGGAAGAGGUGAAGGGGGUCUAGCGUGUAUGAGUAAGAACGGAGGGAGGGGGCUUGGCUUUCUAUUUUUAUGCAGGGCAUAGCCAUCCAUGUAUCACCAUCAUGGGUUAGAGCACGGGUUAGGGCUCGUGUCGACAACCGAGUAAAGAACAGCAUUGACGGCAAUUUCAGUUCAUCCAUGAGAUGGCGAUUUGCAAAAUCUUUCGUGGCGUGGUGCUGGACUGAGAAAAUUCGCG
Purpureocillium takamizusanense is the source of this 1339-nucleotide messenger RNA. RefSeq lists its product as uncharacterized. Gene Ontology annotation, biological process: mitochondrial translation. Lineage: Eukaryota; Fungi; Ascomycota; Sordariomycetes; Hypocreales; Ophiocordycipitaceae. The transcript has a single exon. Bases 532 to 1116 code for a protein of 194 amino acids. Gene Ontology annotation, molecular function: structural constituent of ribosome. The record is from RefSeq and is a predicted model, not a curated record.